CGGAGGAGUUUUUCCGGCGUGUCUAGCAGGUGCGCCACAUCAUGUCCUGCCCGCGUUUCUCCCUCCGCCGGAGACGACACACCGGAGGAGCCACGCGGAGCGCGCCCACGUCCGUCACGGGAGGCAAAAAUCAUCAACAACUCCAGUGAGGAAGAGGAGGAAGAGGAGGAAGGGGGCGGCGAGCACUUUAUCGGAGAUAAGGAAACCAAGAAGAGAGGAGAUGGUAGAGAACCCCGCCUGUCGUUCUCGGCCAAGUCGGUGGUGCUGACGUGCCCCGAGGAGGACGAGCGCGACGUCGCCCGCGCCACCGUCAUGCGCUGGAAGACUGUGUCGGCCAUCUUCUUCCUGGUGGUGGUCUACCUGGUGAUCGGCGCCGCCGUCUUCCGCGCGCUGGAGCAGCCGCACGAGCGAUCGCAGAAGUUGGCCAUCCUGGCCGAGAAGCUAGACUUCUUGGCCCUGCACGCCUGCGUCAACUCCUCCGAGCUGGAGGAUCUGGUCAAGCAAGUGGUUUCGGCCGUCCGAGCUGGUGUGAACCCGUCGGGAAACUCCAGCAACCGGACGAGCCUGUGGGACCUCGGCUCGUCGUUCUUCUUCGCGGGAACCGUCAUCACCACCAUCGGAUUUGGCAACAUCUCGCCACACACGGAAGGCGGGCGGAUCUUCUGCAUCAUUUACGCUCUGAUGGGGAUCCCCCUCUUCGGCUUCCUGUUGGCCGGCGUGGGCGACCAGCUGGGCACCAUUUUUGGCAAGGGCAUCGCCAAAGUGGAGAAGAUGAUCGUGAAGUGGAAAGUCAGCCAGACCCAGAUCCGCGUCAUCUCCACGCUGCUCUUCAUCCUGUUCGGCUGCCUGAUCUUCGUGGCGCUGCCGGCGGUCAUCUUCAAGCACAUCGAGGGCUGGAGCACGCUGGAGUCCAUCUACUUCGUGGUCAUCACGCUCACCACCAUCGGGUUCGGAGACUUUGUGGCCGGGGAAAAAGGUGGUUCCGAGAGUCCGGAGUACCUCAAGUACUACAAGCCGGUGGUGUGGUUCUGGAUCCUGGUGGGUUUGGCCUACUUCGCCGCCGUGCUCAGCAUGAUCGGCGACUGGUUCCGUGUCAUCUCCAAGAAAACCAAGGAGGAGGUGGGCGAGUUCCGGGCUCACGCGGCCGAGUGGACGGCCAACGUGUCGGCUGAGUUCAAAGAGACCCGCCGGCGCCUGAGCGUGGACAUCUACGACAGGUUCCAGCGCGCCGCCUCCAUCAAGCGCAAACUGUCGUCAGAGCUGGGCAUCAACGCCUCCGCCAGCCAGGAAAUGACGCCCGGCAAACGGACGCUGUCGGCCAACCUCGCCGACGAGCGCGAGGCGUACUCCAACUUGACUCUGUCGCUCACGCCCGUGCCGGGCGCGCUGACCCGCGACGGCGGCCUCUUCCUCAACGGCCUCAGCCCGGACUUUGCCGACCGGCUGGAGGUCGCCGUCGUUGAAAACUCCGAAUGAGGACACGUUCCAAGCAUUCCCGUGCACCGGAGGCUCGUACGGGGGAGGAGCCUCGAGAAGCUCGCAACGUUCCGUCGAACAGGGGCGUAGCCAGAAGAUUUUUCGCGGGGCGGCCGAAAUCGAUCGUCGAAGGGGCCGCGGUGCCGAUGCUACUUUUCCGCCUUGCAAAAACACGAUAGCGGUGGCCGCCGGGUAGCUCCGCCCCUUCCAUCGACACGGUCUCAUGAGAGUUUAGUAGCAAAUAUUACAGAAAGUUCAGUCGCAUUGCUUCGAAGAGGGCUUAGAAACCUAAGCCACCUUCGCAGCAAUCCGCAAAACAUGGCCGACCCGACAUUCCAGAACUAGGGAUUCGAAACCUUUGGGGUGCGGCGAAUUUUUUUUAUAAUCCUAACGCCAACGAAACAUAACUACCAUGUACGCACCUAAGUGGCAAUGCAAUAUUUUCAACUGAAAUAUUCAUGACUUGUUUAAUAGAAAUUCACUAAAUCAAAUGCAGCUGCAUUAAAUUCAUUACAGUGGAACCUCGAUAGAACGGAUUAAUAGGGGCGGGGGGUCGUCCCAGAUAGCCGAUUGGCCGUUAAAUUGAAGCACUUUUUCUUAAGCCAUAUGCACCCAUAUUACAGUACGGUACAAAAUUAUUGUUUUCAGUUAUUUUUCUCGUGGCCUUAAAAAACGCCCGGUACAGUCUCAAGUUAAGCUUGAAAAUGUUUGAAAGUUUCAUAUUUCAUCCAAACGCCGGUUUCCUUGGUCACAGUGACAUUGUUGACGUACAGUACUCAUCGUAGGCAAGUGGCUUGUGAGGAAUUAGUGUGCUCCCUCGCUCCAAAUCCGUUGCCAAAGGCGAACAGCUUGAUAACAAAAAAAAUCUUACUGUACCAAAAAUAGCAUGUUCCACACUUUAGAGACUUGUGUUUUGUAUUCCUCAGAGCCAUGCCACUCUCUCUCUCUCUCUCUCUCUCUCUCUCUCUCGCUCUAUGCACAAUAGACAAUACAUAGAUGGUCGCCACAUCAAUGCCCCGCAUUCAACAUGGCCGCCACAUAGACACGGGAGGCCCGUCUUUUGGAAUUGGAUCUGUUUUUUGUAUCUCUGUGAGCCGUAAAUACGUCAGCCCCAUUCUCUGCCUGCGUUGCGCCACAGCGCCAGUAAACAACAGUGGCCAAUUAUGGAACUAAAAGACUUCGUCAACGGCAAUUUAAGUGACAAAUGAAAACUAUUUUUGGACACAUCGUUCAGUUCCGACGCUCCGUUUUCUCGAAGAUCCACUGUUCAGCGACGCGACGCAAAAGACUCAAGAAAUAUGGCCGCCAUGCAGCAAAUCGCUCCACAAAAAUGACCAACAUGAUGCCAGAGACUCCGCAAACACGGCCGGCGUGCUGAAACUCUGUCCGCAAACAUGGCCGACAUAAUCCAACACAUUCCAACAAGAUGGCAACCGUGCUACAAAACACUCCACGAACAUGGCCGACAUUGUAGAUAGAUGCUAUUUCGAUAUUCAACUAAUUCAUCUGCCAUUUGUAAAAAAAAAAAAAAAAAAACCUACAAAAUACUGGUGAGAACAAACUCAAAUCGGAGUCAGAAAAAAAAAUCAAUCAAUCAAUCAAACAGAAGAAAAGGAAACGAAAGAAAUCAAAGCUUUGGCAAAUCUGGGUCGCUGGACUUGUGAGCGACUCUAUGAGCGAUUUACCCACGAGGCUCAAACAUCUGCAUCAGAUAAACGAGGAUCCUCGGCACCUGACCACACACUUCAGAAGGAAUGUGCUUUUCGUAGUCUUUUUUUUUUUUUUUAUACAUAUGCCUUGUUACGUUUCCUCUCAGUUUGGCCCCUCGCUCACAAGAUGAAGACGAAUGUUGACAUUUAUUGUUGUUGUUGUUGUUGUUGUUGUCCCCGGAUGAUUGACAGGCGGCCCUUCACCCCGAAGGCAUCGCCCACGUGUGCCUUACUGGAACGCUCGCAGUCAACAUGCGUGGAAGACACGAGGUAGUACCAACGCAGCGGACGCUCUGAAAAGGACGGCAAUCUCGGCCAAUAUGUGAAGCGAAGCCGCGUUCGUCACGGGGGAUACAGAAUGUUCCGGACCGACCGGCGAUUGGAGAAAAUCGACGAUAUAGACCGCAAGGGUGUCAAACUCAUUUUUGUUGCCGGCCACACUGUAGCUAUGGUUUUCGAGCGCCGUUUCCCUUAUGACAGUGAAAGCAUACAAAUGGGUAAUUGUCUCAUCAUCUUAUUACAUACUGUAAAUACACAAAAACAUUUAUGGAAAACUAGUUUUGAAGUAGGAAGUCAAGGAAAACAACUUGUUCAAUUUAUUUAAAAAGAAAAAAGAAGUUGUUUGCCAACACAAAAUGCUUGGAAUCGCUUGACGUUAAUAAAAGUGGAGACAAGUUUUUGGCAAUUUUAGCAAGAAAGGUGAAGUAGUAGAUGCACAUGAUUUGCUUUCGCGGGCCACAUAAAAUGAUGCGGCGGGCCGCAUCCAGCCCCCGGACUUGAGUUUGACACCCGUGAUAUAGAGUGAAUGUAUUUUUUUUUCAUUUUUUGUAUGUAGUUUUGCCCCCUGUCACAUGCUUCAAACCCAUUUAAACUCACGAAUACACACUUCAACUUAUCCAACACACUUGUUAGCAUUGCUGAGUGCCUGCUUUCACUUUCACGGUCAAGAAACGAGAGACGACGGCGUCGUACAAAACGUGCUCGCUUCGAGCUGUUGAUUUGUCACUCCCACCUGAACUUGACAGUAAAACUGACUCGUACAACAAAAGAGAAUCCCAAAGGCCAAAAUGUCCGCUAGCUUAAUGCUAACAUAUACGGCAUCGUCUCCGCAGAAUGUAUCACGCGUUCAAGUGUCUUAUGUUUUCAUUGCUCAAGGCGCGCCGUGCGCUGUGUCCUGAACGCGACAAAGCAAAAUGCAUCGUGUCUUAUCAAAGACGGGCAAAAGUAUCGAGAGUUAAUCAGUGAAGUAGCUUUUUCCGCUUCCUGGGUCAGGCGUCCCAAUACUUUGUGUCCCGUCCUUAAGGCGUGGCUUUCUGAAGAUGGAUGAUUGACGGGCGGUGCAAAAGGGGCGCUGUUGCGUCAUACGUCGGGUCGCAUGUUGUUAGCGUGCGACCAACUUCCAAAGCGCAUCCGCUUGUUUUCCGUUAGACGGUUGGCGGGCACGCCGAAUGUGAUUUUUGCAUUGGUUUGGAAUGGGUCACUUUCGUCCAAAUGUUGCCCAAAAUACGUUGCAAAGUCAACCUUUCGCCACCUGCAACAACAAAACGCUCGCGGUUCGCCUUUUGCCAACUCGCGACUUUUCAAGCGUUGCAUGCGCGUCGAAAUGUUAGCCGACUUCUCGUGUACGAAAUCUCGUUUUUGGCGACGACGCGGCCACGUUAGCUGUCAACGUCGCCUCAAACUGCCAAACAAACUUGGAAAACAUUUGAAAUAAAGUCUUUCAUAUGCAAAACGA
This is a messenger RNA of Phyllopteryx taeniolatus (common seadragon), 4920 nucleotides long. RefSeq names its product potassium channel, subfamily K, member 2b (gene kcnk2b). Gene Ontology annotation, biological process: stabilization of membrane potential; potassium ion transmembrane transport. Gene Ontology annotation, molecular function: outward rectifier potassium channel activity; potassium ion leak channel activity. The transcript has 7 exons. Lineage: Eukaryota; Metazoa; Chordata; Actinopteri; Syngnathiformes; Syngnathidae. The record is from RefSeq and is a predicted model, not a curated record. The coding region runs from base 313 to 1476 and encodes 387 amino acids. Gene Ontology annotation, cellular component: membrane.